Messenger RNA from Xyrauchen texanus (razorback sucker), 2020 nucleotides. It is a transcript of the gene fam3a, whose product is annotated as FAM3 metabolism regulating signaling molecule A. The transcript has 10 exons. Lineage: Eukaryota; Metazoa; Chordata; Actinopteri; Cypriniformes; Catostomidae. The coding region runs from base 306 to 995 and encodes 229 amino acids. The record is from RefSeq and is a predicted model, not a curated record.
GAGUGUGAACCGGAUUGGCGACAACAACUAUACGUUCCUAGAGUAGAGGACACGCCACUAAGACACUUCAUUCCCACAUAAUUGUGUGUUCUUUUAAUAUUUAUGCCGAUUUAUUCAGUGAGCAUGGUGUUUUAAGAUGUACGUGCUGCGUUGUACGCGAGAAUAUUAGUCGCAACAGCUUCACACCCCUAGAGAGAAGCUGUUUUUCAUAUUGCCUUCAAACCUGCUGGACGGGGUUACUACAGCAUUUAGUUUGUAUUAUUCAAAGUGCUCAUUUGCGGUCUAGAUUUUGACAUCUGGCUACCAUGAGGCUGGCAGUGGCCCUGCGUACAGUUGCUUUGGUUCUUUUCCUGGGCUUCACAUGGCUUCUAGCCAGUUCUAUGCUAGGAGGGGAUGGUAACUCGGUAAUACGGAAGAUCUUUAAUGGUGGACAAGAAGAGCCCACUACAGAACCAAGACCACGCAAGUUCAGCUGUGGCCUGUCAGCCCCAUGCCCUCCCAAACAUCUCGCAUUCCGGCUGGUCUCUGGUGCUGCCAAUGUCAUUGGCCCCAAAAUAUGUCUGGAGGAUAAAAUUCUUGUCAGCAGUGCCAAAAACAAUGUUGGCAGAGGCCUCAAUAUUGCUUUAGUAAAUGGGCUUAAUGGAGAAGUUUUGGAAAUAAAAGCAUUUGAUAUGUGGGCAGGAGAGGUUUCAGAGCUGCUGAAGUUUCUUCGGCCUCUCCAUGAGGGAACACUGGUAUUUGUCGCUUCGUUCGAUGACCCAGCCUCCAAGUUGAAUGAUGAAGCUCGACGGCUGUUUGAUGAGCUGGGGAGCACAGCAGCAAAGGAAUUGGCUUUCAGGGACAGCUGGGUGUUUGUUGGAGCCAAAGGAAUAGAGAAUAAGAGCCCAUUUGAACAGCGAAUGAAGAACAGUAAAAGCAGUAAUAAGUAUGAAGGCUGGCCUGAGUCUCUGGAGAUGGAUGGCUGUGUUCCUUUGCGUGCUCCUUUAGAGAAUUAAGUUCUCACUAGGACUUUGAACUAGAAAUACCUCCAGCACAUAGAACAAAGAGCUCUACAUUCAAAAAUUUGCUUCAUUUCAGAAACUGAAUAAUCAUGGAUUACUUUGCUACUUAAGAAUUUGACUCAUUAGAAGGUUCAAGGUGGAUUGCUCUGUGAGGUGUUUGUGCAAGGUGAAUGAAGAAACCGUAAUGACAAUAUAACUGGUAGAAGUCAUCUGGUUCAUUUGAUUAGAACUGUUGUGAUUGAUAAAGGAAGAACAGUUUAUAUAGAAAAAAUACUGGCAUGUGAUAUAUUUUUAAUUGUAACAAUAUUUAAAUAGUAUAUUUAAGGUAUAUACAGUUUAAAAUAUGAUACACAGUGUGUACAAAAGAUGUAUCUAGAUGUUGCUAAGUCAAAGUCAGCUUUAUUGUCAUUUUUCCAUUGCAGGGAUGAGAGAAAUAUGAAAUAUGGUUUCCCAGGAAACCUUGCAGCAUACACAGAACAUACAAACAGUCACAGUAGCACCAUAUUACAAGUUGACAAUUAUACACAUGAAGGACAAUAGAGACCAUAGACCUAUAAAUACAAGCAUUAGACAAGUGCUGCAAAACAGUGCACUAUAUAAAUAUGAACAAUAGAUAAAGUUGAAGAAAAACCAUAUACAUUUACAUCAAGAGACACUGGGGAUUGUAUGGACUCAUGAUAAUAUUUGUGUCAUACUUUAAUUUUUUUAAUUGAGACAGUUUUCAAACGGGUGUAUUUUUUGUUCUAUUUGAAAUAAAUUUCCUCUUGGAUGAAAUGUUGAUGUAUUGAUUAAGGGUUUAAAGGUCUUGUUCACCCAAAAAUGAAAAUUAUUUCAUUUUCUUCUGCACGCAAAUUAAGAUGAUAAAUUCUCCUCCCUGCCUAGUAGGUGGCAAUAUGCACAAAGAAUGUGAAUUGUCAAAAACAGAAGAAUGUGAAAGUGGAGAGUUGUCAUUAAAGAAAAAAGAACUUAAAUAUUGAUCUGUUUCUAACCCACACUUAUCAUUUCACUUCUGAAGAUAU